GAAGCGGGGCCGUGUGGAUCCGGCCGGCGUGAGUGGGCGAGUUUGGCUUGUGUAAGAUGGCGGCUGCGGCGGGCUUGGAGUUCCAGCGCGCCCAGUCUUUGCUGAGCACCGACCGGGAGGCCUCCAUCGGCAUCUUGCACUCCAUAGUGAAGCGUGAUGUCCAGGAGAAUGAUGAAGAGGCAGUGCAAGUCAAAGAACAGAGCAUCCUGGAACUGGGGAGUCUCUUGGCCAAGACAGGGCAGGCGGAAGAGCUUGGAGGACUUCUGAAGUAUGUGCGUCCUUUCUUGAACUCCAUCAGCAAGGCAAAGGCAGCCCGCCUGGUUCGGUCCCUUCUAGAUCUGUUCCUAGAUAUGGAGGCAGCAACAGGACAAGAGGUUGACCUGUGUCUUGAAUGUAUCGAAUGGGCCAAAUCAGAGAAGAGGACGUUCCUGCGCCAAGCUCUGGAGGCAAGGCUGGUUUCUUUGUACUUUGACACUAAAAGGUAUCAAGAAGCAUUGCAGUUGGGCUCACAACUUUUGCGGGAGUUGAAGAAAAUGGAUGAUAAGGCCCUGUUAGUGGAAGUGCAGCUGUUGGAGAGCAAGACCUACCAUGCCUUGAGCAACCUGCCAAAAGCAAGAGCAGCAUUAACCUCUGCCCGAACUACAGCCAAUGCGAUCUAUUGCCCACCGAAGUUGCAGGCAGCUCUGGAUAUGCAGUCAGGCAUCAUUCAUGCAGCAGAAGAAAAGGACUGGAAGACGGCAUAUUCUUAUUUUUAUGAGGCAUUUGAGGGUUACGAUUCCAUUGACAGCCCCAAAGCCAUCACGGCGUUAAAGUAUAUGCUGCUGUGCAAGAUCAUGUUGAACUCGCCUGAGGACGUGCAGGCAUUGGUGAGCGGGAAGCUUGCACUACGGUAUGCAGGCAGACAGACUGAAGCAUUAAAAUGUGUGGCACAGGCCAGUAAGAAUCGAUCACUGGAUGACUUCAAAAAGGCUCUGAAAGAUUAUAAGGUGGAACUCAGGGAUGACCCCAUCAUCAACACACAUCUGGGCAAACUCUAUGAUAACUUAUUGGAACAAAACCUAAUCAGGGUAAUUGAACCUUUCUCCAGAGUCCAGAUUGAACACAUAUCUAGCCUUAUCAAACUGUCAAAGGCGGAUGUGGAAAGGAAACUCUCUCAGAUGAUCCUGGACAAGAAAUUCCAUGGGAUCCUUGACCAAGGUGAAGGAGUCUUGAUUAUUUUUGAUGAACCACCUGUAGACAAAACAUAUGAAGCCGCUCUGGAGACCAUUCAGAAUAUGAGUAAAGUAGUGGAUUCAUUAUACAACAAAGCCAAGAAGCUAACAUAGAGUUGAGAACUGUUGGCUGUUGCUUUGGAGAGUUGGUGCGUGAAACCUUUGUGUGUGUCUGGGGGUGGGUGGGAGGCAAGACAAAAGGCUAGAAGACUGGUUGGGGGAUUGUUCCCCACCCCCACCCCUUUUGCUCUACUUCUCACUUGGAAAGUUUUAACACCUCCAUAUCUGAUCCAUCUUGUCUAUACGAUUGUGUGUUCCAGUUUCCAUGUAACCUUUUACUUGCUGAACUUUGUACUGGGAUAGGGAAAUAAUAAUGCUUAAAAAGUUUCUUUGGUGGGUGGGGGUGGGGGGAAAGAAGGAGUGGCAGUAGCCUAAAUAAAAGGAGAGAGGCUUACGCUACAUCUAAAAACAAGCAUGCUUCCCAUUUUCUUGAGGGUGGCAGAGGGGUGAGCUUAGUUUUUUUUGUAACUAUUAGGAAUCUAGCCACCAAAGGCUGCUCCAUAAAUCAAUAAAAUUCCUACACGGAAGGCAUUUCUCAUGUAUAUUACACCAUAACUUGUUCGUACACAGAUGUACAGGCACUGGGAAGUAAUGGCUGACUGCAACUUCUCAGCAUAAACACACAGCUAAAAAGGAAUUCCCUCCAUAAUAUUGCAUUCCAUGUAGGAAUUUUGUCAUCUGUUAAGUGGCCAAUUAGAAUUCAUGAGUGAUAUUAACCUUGUAUUCAGAAUUCUAAGACUUCAGGAUGCCAAAAUGAGAUGUUUGCUAACCCACAGCAAUCUUUAUACUACUAAAGAGUCAGUUAAAAAUAUUAUAGGCCUUCUUCAACCUUAAACAGUCCCUGUUGAAAUCUGAAGCCUUAAUAUAGGAGCCAGCUUGAAUACAUUUUUCCAUUAUAAUAAAAGGACAAGCUUUCAUUUUUGAACAGUGAUUGUGAAACCUUUCUGAUUCUGUACUGCAUGCUGUUUCUUCUUCUUCUUCUUCUUUUUUUUAAAAAAGGUAGUAUGUACCUGCUUUUUAACUUCACAAGAUAUGCUGUUGGAAGAACAAUUGAGCUUCCGUUCCCCAAACAGGACUGGAGAUGGAUAUUUCCAGCUGGCUAUUUUUGUGCCACCCAGAGGCUUUUUUAAAAACUUCUUUGCCACCACUUGAACAUCCAAAAUGAGGUGGAUGAGCCGUUCUACGGUGAGGCCAAGGUUGCGCAUUACACCAGCCAUGGGAAAGCCAUCAAAAACUGCAUUCCUGUGCGAAUUCUUCCCCCAUCCUUGUGGUGACAUCUAGGAGGAUUUGCCAUGUGAUCCAUUGUUAAAACCCUGAGUUUUCCCACUAACUGGCCGUGGUGUGCAUUGGGGCAGGGAAGAUUACAUAAAUUACACUAAAUUAGCAGCUGGUGCCACCAAUGCCAAAUCUGGCCUUCCAAAGUUGUCAACGCAGAGGGAAGAGAGGUGUGUUUGUGAGUAGCAGUGGCUGUGAAAUUUUCUGGCAGUCCACUUUCAGGGGUGGUAUUGGUGAGGGAUCCUGGUCCACACCUCCAUUACUUUCUCAAAAUGACCUUCCAUUAAAGCUAGUUACUGACCAUAGACAUUUCAGCAGGGAGGGAAGAACUUGCCACUUCAACACCAUUUUCAGUGGUUUCCCUGUGACAGGUGUAAAGUGUUUGCCUCUUAAGAUUACUUGGUUCAAAUCUGGGGGGAAAUUAGGGUGUUGUUCUGUGAGAGUCAGGGCACUGUUGACCCUGGCAUUAUGUCAUUGAAUGAUGAAGUUAUAGUUAAGGUGUUGCUGACAUCUGAGUAGUGUAACCUUCUGCGUCAUUGCACUCAUCUUCCAUUUCCUUUCUAUGCUUUUUCACACUUGUUUUGUCAAAUGAUUCUCCUAUACCACAGCAUAUGUUUGCAUUUGCAUGAACUAUCUUAACUGGACGAGUCUUCCUAUUUUUUUCAUACUGCUUUCUCCCCUUUAUUUUAUCCUCCCUGCACUGUAACAUUCUUUAACUUCCUCUCUGAUUCAGCCAGUCCAGGUGUUCUAGGGAGGUGAAUUUUUUGAUCUUGGGGGAGGGGUUUUGGCACCAUGAAUUUCAAAUGUACAAAUGGUUCACGCUAACACACACCAGGUAUAUCUGAUGUUCAGAUGGCAUACAAAUAAAAAAAUCUUUUUCAAAAAAA
Messenger RNA from Elgaria multicarinata webbii, 3433 nucleotides. RefSeq names its product proteasome 26S subunit, non-ATPase 11 (gene PSMD11). Gene Ontology annotation, cellular component: proteasome regulatory particle, lid subcomplex. The coding region runs from base 57 to 1325 and encodes 422 amino acids. NCBI's taxonomy places the organism in Eukaryota, Metazoa, Chordata, Lepidosauria, Squamata, Anguidae. Gene Ontology annotation, biological process: ubiquitin-dependent protein catabolic process. Gene Ontology annotation, molecular function: structural molecule activity; protein binding. The record is from RefSeq and is a predicted model, not a curated record. The transcript has 14 exons.